This is a messenger RNA of Panicum hallii, 1705 nucleotides long. RefSeq names its product ent-isokaurene C2/C3-hydroxylase-like. The record is from RefSeq and is a predicted model, not a curated record. The transcript has 2 exons. Gene Ontology annotation, molecular function: oxidoreductase activity, acting on paired donors, with incorporation or reduction of molecular oxygen; heme binding; monooxygenase activity. The coding region runs from base 75 to 1679 and encodes 534 amino acids. NCBI's taxonomy places the organism in Eukaryota, Viridiplantae, Streptophyta, Magnoliopsida, Poales, Poaceae.
GCUAUAAAUACAUUACCCCAUAUGUUAAGUGUGCACACGCAUGCACAAAGCUCUCUAGCUCCUAUCGUUGCACCAUGGAAAUGGAACACUUCUUUGGCCUGCCACACUUGUACUGCUAUGGCGUCUGCCUCCUUGCUCUCCUCCUCGCUCGUGUCCUCUUCAGAGCCUGCAACAAGCCUGGCCCGCGGCUGCCUCCCGGUCCGUGGCAGCUGCCGGUGAUCGGCAGCCUCCACCACCUGUUGCUGCGCCGCGGGCUCCCGCACCACACCAUGCGCCACCUCUCCCUACGCCACGGCCCGCUCAUGCUGCUGCGGAUCUGCGAGCGCGCGGCCGUCGUCGUCUCCUCCGCGGAGGCCGCGCGGGAGGUCUUCAAGGGCAACGACGCCGUCUUCUCGCAGCGGCCGGGCAGCCCGGGCAUCGACGAGCUGUCGAGGCACGGCCAGGGCGUGAUCUUCGCGCCCUACGGCGACCACUGGCGCCUGCUCCGCCGGAUCCUCAUGACCGAGCUCCUCUCCGCGCGCCGCGUCGAGGCGUUCCGGCACAUCCGCGAGGACGAGGCGGCCCGCCUGGUCGCGUCGCUGGCAGCAUCGUGCACGCCCCGGGGCCAGGCGCCCGUCGACGUCGACGAGCGGCUCAGGGAGUUCAUCGCCGACUCGUCCGUGCGCGCCAUCCUGGGCGACAGGCUGCGGAACCGCGCCGCGUUCCUGAGGAUGAUCAAGGAAGGGCAGGACCCGUCGGCGCUGUUCGACCUCCGCGACCUCUUCCCGUCCUCGAGGCUCGUGCGGAUGCUGCCGUGCGGCGGCAAGGCGGAGCGGCACCGGCUGGAGAUGUUCCGUCUCAUGGAAGACGUUCUUCUGAACCACCGGGAGAGGACGACGACGGAUGACCAAGACAGGGCCGGCGAGCAGGACAACAUGGCCGACGUGCUGCUCAGGAUCCAGAACGAAGGCGACAUGCGUGUCUCUCUCAACCACGGAGUAAUCAGGGCAGUGCUCACAGAUGUGGUUGGUGCAGCUCUUGACACAUCCUCGACUACUCUCCAAUGGGCCAUGGCCGAGCUAAUUGCGAACCCAAGGGUGAUGCAGAAGGCGCAGCUAGAGGUUCGAAGCGUCCUGGCAGGGCAACGGAGAGUGAGGGAGGCAGCUCUAAGCGACCUGCACUACCUCAAAGCAGUCAUCAAGGAGACCUUACGAUUGCACCCUCCUGCUCCGUUCGUGCCAAGGGUAUGCUUGGAUGAUUGCAAGAUACAAGGAUACGAUGUACCGCAGGGGACAAUCGCUAUCACAAAUGUUUGGGCAAUCUCUCGGGAUCCAAAAUAUUGGGAAGACCCUGACAUGUUUAGGCCGGAAAGGUUCGAAAGUGGCCAUGGUUUCGACUACAAGGGAUUCGAUUUUCAGUUCACUCCGUUCGGGGUUGGACGGAGGAUGUGCCCUGGCAUAAAUUUCUCGCAUGCGAAUGUCGAGAUUGCUCUAGCUAGCCUCCUGUACCACUUUGACUGGAAGCUGCCAAAUGGAGGGAAACCGGAGGAGAUGGACAUGACAGAAGUUUGGGGAGUUACCGUAACAAGAAAGGCUAAGCUGUUUUUACAUCCCAUUCCUUGCAUUCCACUUGAAGAUGAAUAUGAAUUCAUGGGGAAAGAGCAUGUAAACCCAUCCGAAAAUUUGUUGUUGAGAAUAUAGGCAAUUGCAGUAUUAUAUAAAAUAAA